Messenger RNA from Anisakis simplex (herring worm), 396 nucleotides. Lineage: Eukaryota; Metazoa; Nematoda; Chromadorea; Rhabditida; Anisakidae. The record is from the annotation of a GenBank genome assembly.
AUGUACGGUGAUUUGAAAAAUGAAGGCCUUGAUUGCGGACAAGAAGUUGGCAAUUGGCUUGAGAAAGUUUUGCAUGAGGACGAUCAGCUUGGUUUACUUCACUACAAAGAUGGACUUCACAGUGAGCGAUGGUCACAUCGUGGAUACAGAUGGUUUUUUGGUAUAGCACCAAUCAAAGACAAGAUCGCCUUUCCUUACUUGGCGCCAUAUUUAUGUGUAUCAAGUGCAUCGAUUGAAGACGUAAAAUCUCGUUUGCCAGAUGAUAAGGAGAUAAGCGCGCGUAAUUUUCGAGCUAAUAUCGUGAUCGAUGGAUGCGCACCGUUUGAUGAGGACUGGUGGAUGGAACUCAAAAUCGGUGAAGUUGUGUUUGAGUGUUAUGAGUCAUGUGAUAGGUAG